This is a messenger RNA of Gordionus sp. m RMFG-2023, 1341 nucleotides long. RefSeq names its product isovaleryl-CoA dehydrogenase, mitochondrial-like. Gene Ontology annotation, molecular function: flavin adenine dinucleotide binding; 3-methylbutanoyl-CoA dehydrogenase activity. Bases 154 to 1149 code for a protein of 331 amino acids. Lineage: Eukaryota; Metazoa; Nematomorpha; Gordioida; Chordodea; Parachordodidae. The transcript has 11 exons. Gene Ontology annotation, biological process: L-leucine catabolic process. The record is from RefSeq and is a predicted model, not a curated record. Gene Ontology annotation, cellular component: mitochondrion.
ACAGUAUUUGAUUUUGCUCAAAAGGAGUUGGCCCCUCAAGCCUAUAUUAUUGAUAAAUGUAACGACCUUAAGGAUAUUAAAAAAUUUUGGAAAAAACUUGGAAACUUAGGCCUUUUAGGAAUAACUGCUCCUUCCCAGUAUGGAGGCUCGGGUAUGGGUUAUAUGGAACAUUGUAUAGCCAUGGAAGAACUAUCAAGGGCUAGUGGCUCAUUAGCAUUAAGUUAUGGAGCUCAUUCUAAUUUAACAGUCAAUCAAAUAGUUAGAAAUGGUACAGAAGAACAAAAAAAGCGUUUUUUACCACAGUUGAUAUCUGGUGAUCAUAUUGGGGCUUUAGCUAUGAGUGAAUCCGGUUCUGGCUCUGAUGUAUUUGCAAUGAUAACUACAGCUUUUAAAAAGGCUGAUCAUUAUAUUUUGAAUGGAUCAAAAUUUUGGAUUACCAAUGGACCUGAUGCAGAUAUAUUUAUAGUGUAUGCAAAAACAUCUGACUCCAAAUCGAAGUCAUCAAACAAAUCUAAACAUAACAAUAUAAGUACAUUUAUAGUUGAAAAGACUACUCCUGGAUUUUCUAAAGGUCUCAAACUAGACAAACUUGGUAUGCGCGGCUCAAAUACUUGUGAAUUGAUAUUCGAUAAUUGUUGCAUUCCCGCCGAAAAUUUACUGGGAAAAGAGAAUGAUGGUGCCGGUAUUCUCAUGUCUGGUUUAGAUUAUGAAAGAUUGGUUUUAUCCGGGGGACCCUUGGGUAUAAUGCAAGCUUGUUGUGAUACAGCUUUUGACUACUGUCACCAAAGACAAGCUUUUGAUUCAUCUACAGCCACAUUUCAGUUGAUGCAAUCAAAAAUAGCAAAUAUGUAUGUUGAAUUGGUUUCAUCUAGGUCUUAUGUUUACAACGUUGCUGCGAAUUGUGACCAGGGUAAAUGUGUCCCUAUGGAUUGUACUGCCGCAAUUUAUUUAACUUCGAAAAGGGCCACUCAAAUCGCCUUAGAAGCUAUUCAAUGCCUGGGUGGAAAUGGAUAUAUCAACGAUUAUCCCACUGGUAGACUGCUUAGAGAUGCGAAAUUAUAUGAAAUAGGAGCUGGAACGAAUGAAAUAAGGCAGUUGGUUAUUGGUAGAGCUAUAAAUGCAAUGUACGGAGUCAAGCGGAAGAAUUAAAUUAUAAUCUUAUAAAUGACCUUUGAAAUUUUUUUUUUAUACCAUACAAGUUAAGUUCGUGACAUUUAUUUUUAAUGAUGUUAAUUAAAUUAUGGUUGGCUCAUCAUUUACUAUUCAAACAAACAACAUUCUGUAUUAUUUCAAGUUUUAUAUCAUGAUACAUUAUUAUUAAAUCGACUUACAAAUAUUUUU